This is a messenger RNA of Dovyalis caffra, 3198 nucleotides long. The record is from the annotation of a GenBank genome assembly. Lineage: Eukaryota; Viridiplantae; Streptophyta; Magnoliopsida; Malpighiales; Salicaceae.
AUGACAAAGAAGGAUCAAAUAAAGAAACCCUUAUCCUCUAGGUUGAGAGAUUUGAGUUCAAUGACAACUCUUGUGAGCUCUAAAAAUUUGUCAAGUAUGGAUCUGAUGUCCUCGUGUGGACAGAGCCUGCAAGAAAGUGGCCGACUUCACAAGAAGGAAGAGAUCUCCCCUGCCGGUGGUCAGGAAAAGGAAUUACGAUUUGAAACUCACUGCACCGUCUCUGCUCCUCUCCCUUUCUUCAACGCUCCUCCAAAAUCAUCUAACUCCAUCGGAUAUCUGCAACAUGGUCAGUGGCUGUUACUUGUCAUCCUCUUUGCACAUGUCUUGAAAAAUUUUACGAAGCUGCUUAAAAAUAGUAAUGGUAUUGGUGGAGAUGGAGGAGGCGAUUGCGCGGGGGACGGCACAGCAAAUAUAGAGUCACCGCCACCGCGUACUGUAAUUCCUGGUCUUCAUACCUGCUUUGAAAGCAGUAAAAAGAUCUCCCCAUCAGGCUAUGUAAGAGAGACACGAUUUGCAUUUCAUUGCAACGUCUCAGCUUUUCUUGUCAGUGCUGGAGCAUUAUCAAAAUUCCUUGCAUCAUGGUUGGGUUUUCCAUCAAAAAUCCUCCCCAAUUUAAUACCUUGGAUCAUUUUCAUUCUUGUGGUUGUGCUACUGAUCAUAGCUAGUAUUGCUAAAAGGCGUGGUGAUGGCUAUGUUGGUCACAACAAUGGUGGCUCAGUUGUUGCUGUUGAAAAGGUUUUGGUGGCAAGGGCAAAGCCUCUGGCGUCUCUUGAUCUUAAGACCUCUGUUUUCAACAAGGAGAAGAUCAUCCUCAAUGGCCACGAUGAGAAUAAAUUGCUAACCAGCCUCAUUCAUUAUAAGGGUUCUGUUCAAGCUCAGAACUUAAGGGAUUCUCUUGCCGAAGCUAGGUCUGAUAUAAAAGUCAAGGUUGGUCUUAGGAAGGAUUCUUGUUCUUCUGUUGAAGCCCGUGGUGCUGGUUUUACUGAAGAGAACGAUACUUUAGGUGAUAACUGGGAAACUAUUUCUGGAAGUGGUCUGGUGCUGCUAUUGAUUUCUGAUGCUGCACAGAAUAAAUUGCUAACCAGCCUCAUUCAUUAUAAGGGUUCUGUUCAAGCUCAGAACUUAAGUGAUUCUCUUGCUGAAGCUAUGUCUGAUAUAAAAUUCAAGGUUGGUCUGAGGAAGGAUUCUUGUUCUUUUGCUGAAGCCCGUGGUGCUGGUUUUACUGGAGAACGAUAUUUUGCACUUUUGUACAGUGCUCGCCUCAGGCUGCGAGGCAGUCUACAUACAGCUGCAGCUAGAGUUAACGAGCUACUGAAGGAACUUGGAUUGGAGUAUGUUGCAAAUGUGCGAAUUGGCAGUGAAUCAAGCCGGGGCAUUUCUAGCGGUGAGAGUUCUGUAGGAGUAGAUCUAGUUCAUGAACCGGCUAUUCUUCUAAUUGAUGAACCAACAUCUGGAUUGGAUUCAGCAUCAGCUCUUCAUAUAGUUUUGUUGCUCAAAUCUAUGGCUAUAAAGCAAGAUAAAACAAGCAUACUAACCAUCCAUCAACGUGGUUUCCAAAUUCUUGAGCUAUUUGAUAAGAUUCUGUUGUUAUUAAAUGGAACUAUUCUUCAUCAUGGUUCCUUGCAUCUCCUCGAGCAGCGGCUUACAUUUGCUGGUCAUUCCAUUCCUAGGCAUGUUAAUGUGCUUGAGUUUGCUAUCGAAAUGACAGAAGCCCUGGGCAUGGAAGAUAGUGAAGAAGGUGAAAUAGAAGAUACCGAUGUAGCACAAGAUUAUGAGCACAUCAGAAGAAAUCCUAACCAAUACAGCAAUAUUGAAGAAACUAUUUACUCCAAUGGUCGAUUCAAGGAGGUUUUAAUACUGGGUCAGAGAUUCUCCAAUAUCAUUUGCAGAACCAAUCAGCUCUUUGCACCAAGAAUACUACAGGCAGUACUUGGUGGGGUUGUGCUUGGAACUAUAUUCAUGAAUGCAACAAAUGAUUCAAAGAGACUUAAACUUCAGACUCAAAUUGGGUUCUUUGCCUUCAGCCUCACCUUCUUGUUGUCAUCCACAACAAAAGGCCUACCCAUUUUCUUGCAAGAAAGAAGAAUUUUAAUGAGAGAAACCUCAAAAGGAGCGUAUAGCGUUUCUUCGUAUGUCGUAUCAAACACUCCUCUACAGCACCCCAGUAUACUGGGUAGUUGGAUUGAGAAGGGAAAUGGGUGGGUUAAAAUACUUUUAGCAAGCGGAGAUAAGAAGGAGAAAAUCUCUCCAGCUGGCAAGGAAAAAGAAACACAAGGUGAAGCUCAUUGUGAUGUUUCUGUGACUCGAAAGUCUAUGCAAUCCGCACCAGAAUCCGGGAUGGUUUCUUCGAUUCCCAAGAAGAUAGGAGAUACGUUUGGUACCUUUUGGGCUGGUGGUGGAACAGCUAAAAGGGUUUUGGAGCCAGGUGAAAAGGAACCUUUAACUUCCCUUAAUUGUCAGACCUCUGUUUUUAAGGAGGAGAAGAUCACUCUCGGUGGACAAGAUGAGUACAUUGUGAGAGGAGGAAGGGAUUUGUUUCACUUGUUGCCUGAUGCAUUCAAAGGGAUUAAGCAGAUUGGUGUCAUUGUUUGGGGUUCCCAGGGUGCUGCCCAAGCUCAGAAUUUAAGGGAUUCUCUUGCUGAAGCCAAGUCUGACAUAAAAGUCAAGAUUGGCCUCAGGACUGGCUCUUGUUCUUUUGCCGAAGCACGUGCUUGUGGUUUUACCGAAGAGAAUGACACUUUAGGUGAUAUUUGUGAGACUGUUUCAGGAAGCGAUCUAGUGCUGCUAUUGAUUUCUGAUGCAGCACAGGCAGAUGACUAUAAAAAGGUUCUCUCCCAGAUGAAGCCAAACAGCAUCCUUGGGCUUUCCGAUGGAUUUCAUCUUGGGCAUUUGCAGUCAAUGAAACUUGAUUUUCCAAAGAAUAUUGGUGUGAUUACUGUUUGCCCUAAGGGAAUAGGUCCUUCUGUAAGGAGACUCUAUGUUCAAGGAAAAGAGAUCAAUGGUGCUGGAAUUAAUUCUAGUUUUGCAGUCCACCAGGAUAUCGAUGGUAGAGCCACAGAUGUUGCCUUGGCAUUGUCAGUGGCCAUUGGUUCGCUUCUCACAUUUGCCACUACACUAGAGCAGGAAUACAAGAGUGAUAUCUUGAGGGAGCAGGGUGAGUGUAGUUCCCUACAUUUUAUUUCUGCACCUGCUGCUUGA